Molecule: messenger RNA, 2338 nt
Organism: Paramecium sonneborni
Lineage: Eukaryota; Ciliophora; Oligohymenophorea; Peniculida; Parameciidae
Source: the annotation of a GenBank genome assembly
AUGUAAACAUUUCGUCAUGUGGACAAAAAUGUCAUAUUUGUGCUUAAGGAUAAGGAGUAAAAUAAAGAAAUGAAAAGACAAAGUAUAGAAUUAAAAAAAAAUAGUCCGCAAAAUAAAUAAAGAGAAGCUUAAAAUAAUCUUAUAAAUAAGUGGAUGUAAAGCAUCUCAUUCAUAUCAUUUAUGUGAGAAAAUAUUUGUUUAAAUACUCAGUACAUUUUCGGGUACAAAAAGUCAAUACUUUUAGAUAAUAUUGAGAAAUAAAAGAAUGCCCUACUCUUGGAUGAAAUUUCUAAUGAGAAAUAUAAAUAAAUAACUAUAAAUGAGAGAGAGUUUAAAGAGCAUGUAUUCAGUUCACUGCUUGAAAAAAAAUAUAUUUAAGUUAAAGGAGAACUGUAUAAAGAGGAUUUCGAAAUAGCAUGGAGUUUGACAGAAAAGAAAUAGCCAUUAAUUAUUUUGUUAGGUGGAACCUCAGGUACAGGUAAAAGCACAGCAAGCAGCAUAUUAGCAUCAAGGUUUGGGAUUUCUAUAGUGUUGAGGUAAAAAAUGGUUUAUUAGAAAAAUAGCACAGAUUCUAUAAGACAUAUAAUGAGGAACUUUAUAUCAAAAGAUGACAAUCCUGUACUAUUUGCGAGCACUUAUGAAGCUGGUAAGACUUUACCAGACUUGAACAUUAGUGAUCAAAGGAGGACAAUCAAAGGAUAUAAAGCAUAAUGUCAAUUAGUAUAAUAAAGAUUGGAAUAUGUUAUUGAGAAUUUUAAUUAAAAAAUGGAAUCAAUCAUAAUAGAAGGAGUACAUUUGACACCAAUUUUUAUGAUGAAAAUUAUGAAAAAAUAUUAAUUGGUGUUACCAUUUGCAAUUUGUAUAAAGAAGGAAUCAAAACACAAAGAGAGAUUUGCAGUUAGAUCAAAAUAUAUGACAUUAGAUUCAAGACAUAAUAAAUAUAUCGAAAAUUUCUAGAAUAUAAGAUUGAUUUAGAAGUGGUUUCUUGAAAAAGCAGAUGAAUUUCUAAUUCCUAAGGUUGAUAAUGUAAAUGUAGAUAAAAGUAUAGAUACUAUUCACAGAACAAUAAUCUAAUAUAUUAAGCAUUCUUCUACAGAAGUUUAAAUAAAUGAUUUAAAGAAUGCACUACCAAUUUAUGAAGAAUUUAAUAAAAUUAUCAAUAGUGUAAUCAGUGAUGCUAAGAAUUCAAAAGAAGUUAAGGAUUAUAUUCAUAGUAAAGUUAAUAAAUCAGAGAUAGUUGAAUAAUUUAUUCAACAAAUGAACGAAUAUUAAGUGGACACAAAUACUCCUAUGAUUCAAGAAAGUGAUAAAUCUAAUCCAAAAGUGCUUAUUUAAUAGUCAGUAUAGAAGUUCAAUGAAAUUAAUUUGAAAAAUGAAAAAGCAGAUAAUUAAAAUAAUCUUACAAACAAAACGGAAGUAAAUUACAUUGUUGAUGAUUAAAACGAGAAGAAAGAUAAUAUUAAUCAUAUCAGUGAUUAAGAAGACGAAACAUAAGAAAGAAGAAGAAGAAAUUAAGAUAAGAAUACGAUAGAAAAAUUGAAGAAGACAAAAUCAUUAGAAAAUAUGGUAACGAUGGCAAAUGAAGAAUAAACCCAAAAAGAACCAGCUAAAGAAUUAACUAUUAAAAAGAAUCUUAGAGUUGUCUUCCAAGAACUAGAAUAUGAAAAAGAGGAAUAAGAGUUAAAUGAAUAACGACCUCAUAAGACAAAUUACAAAGGAAUUCUACAACAUUUAACCAAACAUAAACGAAUAUUUAUUAGUAAGAAAAUACAAUCAUCUAAUCUUAUCUUUAUUAAGAAAAUGAUAUCUAAUUAUAAUAAAAACUAUUAAAGUCAUGAUAGAAUUAAGUUACUAUAAAACAAUGAUGGAAGCUAUUGCUUAUUUAAAAUUAAUGUACAAAAAAUUCAAAGAAAAACUGCAUCUAGAGAAGAAUCAUCUAGUGAACCUGAUGAUAAGUAAUAUCUUUAUAAUUUAUUCAUUAGUGAUUAAUCUGUUGCUUAAUAAGGUAAAUCUUUUAUGACUCCUUCUAAUUUUCCAUUUAGUGAGAGGAGAGAUUAAUCAGAUGGAGACUCUGUUAGAUUUAGGAAUGAUGGAAAUAGUGAUGAGGAAGAAAUUGAAAAUGAUAAUGAUAAUGAAAAUUCUGUUGAGGGUAUUAUCUACUUCAUUUCUAGAAGCAUCUAGUUCCGAAGAAGAAGGAGCUUUAGAAAAUUUGAAAUCUAAAAUUAAUGAUGAUGAGGAAGACUUCUUUGAAUUAUAAAAUAUUAUUGAAGAAGAUGAGUUUUAGGAAGACAUGGAUCCUCUUAUUUAAAACGAUUUAAUAGAAUAAUAAGUUGUCUGA